This is a messenger RNA of Chara braunii, 5123 nucleotides long. The record is from the annotation of a GenBank genome assembly. NCBI's taxonomy places the organism in Eukaryota, Viridiplantae, Streptophyta, Charophyceae, Charales, Characeae.
GGAAAGUCACUUGCCCGCAGAGAAAGAAAGAGCUGUGCAACACGUUGCACUCGUCUCCCUCGUUUCAAAAUUCCGCAUACUCCUCCUCCUCCUCCUCCUCCUCCUACUACUACUACUACUACUACUACUAUUACUACUAUUACUACUACUAAGGAAGCAACGACCAAGUAGUGGCUGAGCGGGCAUGCCGCCAUCGCUGCCAUCGCUGCCGCCGGGUUGUUGGUGAGAAAAAGGAAACCGGAUUCGGAUUGGUGCUGUGCCACAUCGAGCUGAGCCGCACGGAGAGGAGCCAUCAAGAUGGUGCCCUGGGGGCUUAUCCUAAGUGGUGCCGCCUGGGCCAUGUUUCCACAGCAUAAGGGAGUGAUUCUUGCAGUUGGGGCGGCAACGUCCGUGAUGAGAAUCAAGCGCCGGCAAGAUUGCGCAUUUGCAUUGCCACCUGGUGAACCGAAUGCUGCCGCCAAGGAGGGGUCAAAUCCGAACAAUGCUGGUGGAGACUCCGUUGCCGAUGGCGAUGACGAGGGAUACUCAGAAGCAGGCAUACGCAUGGUGAGACUGGAGUGGGAGAACAUUAGUUGCGAGCUCAAGAAAAGGCAAAAAGGGGAGGUGUCAACAAAAAAGAUUCUGGAUAACAUCAGUGGGAAAGCAUUCCCUGGACAGUUGUUGGCGAUCCUGGGCCCUUCGGGGUCCGGAAAGACGACACUUCUCUCAGCUCUUGCAGGUCAGGUUGCAAAAUCUGAGAACUUGGGGCUCACAGGAAGCCUUAAGGUGAAUGGCAAGAAGAACGGCACUUCGACACACAGGCAAGCGUUUGUCAGGCAGGAUGAUAUCUUUUACUCUCAGCUGACUGUGAGGGAGACAUUGAUGAUGGCGGCAAAGUUGCAGCUGCCAAGGACAAUGACAGAGGAGGAGAAAGAAAGACACAUUGAGAGCCUGAUGCAGCAUCUCGGUCUGACCGGCGUAGCAGACACAAUAGUUGGAGAUGAGAAGACAAGGGGUAUAAGUGGUGGUGAGAGGAAGCGACUGUCCAUUGCGUGUGAGCUGAUUGCAGCCCCUUCCGUUGUCUUUGCAGAUGAACCUACAACAGGACUUGAUGCCUUCCAAGCGAAGACAGUCAUGGAGGCGCUGCGGGGUCUUGCCAGGGAUGGCCAUACAGUCAUCUGCUCCAUCCAUCAGCCACGUGGAGCGAUAUACGACAUGUUUGAUGACGUCAUUUUACUUGCAUCAGGCCAAGUUGUAUAUGCAGGUGCUGCUAAUGAUGAUGCAAUCGCGUACUUCUCUGCCCUAGGGUAUGAGUGCCCCACUCACUUUAACCCUGCCGAGUUCUUUUCAGACUUGAUCUCUGUCGACUACAGCAGCCCUGCAAAGGAGGAGGAAAGUAAGAAACGGUUGCAAAAGCUUGUUGCGGCUUUCCGUGCACAAGGAUGCAGCUAUGUGGAGCCCUCAUCUUCUCGGACAGAAAACCCGUACACUGUAACCGGCGGCAAAAGGAAUGGGAAUGGCAAUGGAAAUGGUCUUGCGCUCACUAGGGAUCUUGAAUCACCAGGACGGAACGAACCUGGAAGCAGCUGGUGGGUGCAGUUCAAGCUACUGAUGAUCAGGUCCUGGCGGCAGGUCACUCGAGACAAGGCGACGAACAUAAUUCGUGGAAUGAUGACUGGAACAUCAGCGCUGAUCUUCGGUGCCAUAUUCUGGCAGAUGGGCCUCAAACAGACUGCAAUCCAGGACCGAAUGGGCCUCCUACAGGUUGCCGCAAUCAACACAGCAAUGGCAUCCCUCACAAAAACAGUCAAUAGCUUUCCACGUGAAAGAUCAGUGGUGAACAGGGAACGAGUGAGAGGUGGUUAUGGAAUGAUCCCCUACUUCCUCAGCAAGAUAGUGGCGGAGAUGCCUGUCAGUGCUCUCUUCCCACUGGGAUUUUCAGUCCUUGUCUACCCAAUGACAGGCCUCCACAGGUCUUUCACGAGAUUCUUAUGCUUUCUGAGCAUCGUAACUCUCGAGUCCUUCACAUCCUCUGCGUUGGGCCUUGCCGUUGGGGCAGUGGCUCCCAGCACGGAAGCAGCACUUGCGCUUGGGCCCAUGGUUAUGCUUAUAUUUAUUGUCUUUGGGGGUUACUAUGUCAAUUCCGGAAAUACCCCCAAAAUAUUCCAGUGGCUCCCCAACAUCUCACUCAUUAAAUGGGGUUUUGAGGCGAUGUGUAUCAAUGAGUUUACAGGACUGACAUUUGAUGCCAAGGAGCCGACAGAUGUCAGGCGAGGAGAGCAGGUGUUGGAGCGGUUAUCGUUCGAUAAGACGACAUUGACUGGAGCACUGUGCUCAGAAGCACGCAUCAUGGGGUCAUUUUACCUUCUUACUCUUUUUAUACUUUCCAAGAACAAGCCUCGUUUCCAGCCUCUUGUUGAUGCACCUGUAUCCUCAUCAAGUGUCAACACUGAAAGUUUUCCAGAGCCGCUUCAGGAUGACAUGACUGUUACAUCAACUCCUAUCCUCACCAGAGAAUUCACUCUCCCCAUCACUGCUGCUCCUGCUGACGCUUCUACCUCUCUUUUUGCAGCUGUUGGUGUUUUUGCAGCCCUUCCUGAUGCUGAUGUACCUUCUCCUGUUCCUGCUGACGCGGUUCCUGCUUCUGUUCCAGAUGGUUCAGCUGCUGCUCCUGCUCCUUCUCCUCCACCUGCUCCAGCUCCAACUGCUGCUUCAUCUACUCCUGCUGCAACUGCUGCUCCUGCGACUGCACCUUCUUCGUUCUCCACUGAUAGUGUUUCUGCUUCUGUUCCUGCUGCUCCGACUGUGGCUUCCACUCCUGGUUCAGCUUCUUCUCCCGCUCCUGCUCCUGCUCCUGAUGCUGUUGCGCCCGCGGUGGAAAGCAUCGCAACAGGAAAUCUCCCCAUCCAAAGCGCAUACGGCACCGUUUCGACGGAUAGUGCCAGUGCUGAUGGUGCACAGCAGUUGAACCAGGCAGGUGAGAGUAUUCCGAAUGUGACUGUGCCACCAGAGCCCACACCCCAGGGCUCUCCACCUCCUCCUCCAGCCACUGUCGCUACUGCAGCUACCCCUGUAUCAGCGACCAACAGCACGAGUCAGGCUCUCAGCACUUCUGCUGCUGAUCAGACUGCCCAAGCGCCAACAUCGUCUGAUACGUCAGCAGGCGGUUUACCUGUUGACGCUAGUGGGGGUCAGGCUCCCAUCGGUAGCAAACCCGUUGAAACAGUUAUCUCAUCCGCCACCGCAUUGCCGACUGUGUCGCCGGACACCCCGGUUGUAAAGCAGGGCCUGGCUGAUGCUGUGUCCAUCACCAGUGUGCCCUCGUCGCCGGCAACGAUCAGCAACGGGGUGCAGCAAUCGGGCACCGCUUGAGAGUCUGCUGCAUCACACGUGUGAAAUAUCCUUCGCUGCUCAGCUUUGCUUGAGAUGGAAGGACCCUUGUAGACACCGAUUUGAUUGGAAUUUGGAGGAGCACGUGUUCUUCUGAGAAUUGGCCAGAACUUGUCAGCGGUUGGAAUUCGUUGUAAUUCAGAGCUCAGGUGUGUGUUCCUGAGGUCAAAUAAGGCCGUUCCUUAAGGCGGCGACAUUCUGUACCCCAUUCUCGCACCCGCCUGAUAAGUGGGUGAAGAUCUGCUUCGCAUCGCCGCACAGUGCAUGAAAGGUGGAAGUUCAGACACAUAGGAAAGGGGUUAUCGCCUUUUGCUGGAAGCUUCAGACGAGUGUCUCGUCUUCAAGAUCAAGCUCUCUCUCUCUUUCGUAUUUAUGAUUUUAUGUAUACCAGGAUAUGCUACUUCAAAAGAGAAUCAAUGACAUGUAAAGAGGCAGGCUAUGUACUAUCUCAGGACGCACGCACACUAGCUUUGUUAUCUUGAAUGUAUCUGACGGCAACGACUGGGCCUGGAUGACUCUGGCUGCAAUUGCAGCCGUAAAGUCCUGGAUGAAUCUGACCGCAAUUAAGUCCUCGUGUCACUAUGCCUUCAUUCUCGCGCACCAGAUCAGUGUGCGAAUAUGGCAUCCGAAUCUUUGCAGAGACACACAUGCAGGAGUAGACAAAAAAGGAACACGAGGAAAGGUCUUUUGAUUAGAAGUGAGGAAAUUAGAGAUAGGUCUUUCGAGGAUCCUUUACAAGGAGACUAUCAUAUUACGUAAUCCUCACAGCUGAUUGUUUUGGACGGCUGUCCAAGCAACUCCGCACAAGCACACGCAGUAGACGCUGUAGGUAGAAAAGAAAUAGUCUCGGAUCGAAUGAUUAAAAACAGAAUCAAAAAGCAAUUGAAGAAGGUUUUCUCAACUUCUCAGAUGCCAUCACUAUGUUUUGAAGGUCAGUCAGUCUCUGUUUAGCAUUCAUUUAAGGACACUUUCCCCUCUGGAGAAUGCUGCAAAGUGAGCGAGUAGUUUACCCUUUUUAUUUACUGGUCUCUGCAACGGUUGGUCUCCCUCUGUAGAAGAGAGGGCUGGCGACCGCUGUGUGUGUUUUCUUCUUGCUGCAUUGACUCAGAGAUUUAAGGCCAGGCUCCUCCAUUGGCCUAUGGAAUUCUGUCAGACAGGUAGAAACCUGGUACAAAGGUAGAAAGUGCUAGAAGUCCGGUACCGGCUAGGAACCUGCUAUGUGGGUAAAAACCUGGUACACAGGUAGAAAGUAUUUGAAACCUGGUAUGCAGGUAGGAACCUGGUACAUGGGUAGCACCUGGUAAUCAGAUAGAAAGCAGUACUAGACACCUGGUACCUGGGUAGAAACCUGGUACCUGGGUAGAAACCUGAUAACUGGGUAGAAAGUUACUAGAAACCUACCUCGUGGGUAGACGCCUGAUGCAGAGGUAGACAAUACUAGAAACGUCCUACGCAGGUAGAAAGUACGAGAAACCUGGUGCACAGGUAGAGAGUACUAAGCACCUCCAAGCGCCUGAUACCCAGCUAGCAACCUGUGUGGUAUGUGGUUAGAAACCUGCUUCCCAUGUGAAGCUGCCAGAAAUUGAGUGUGGACCUGUGUGGUCUAAGAGUAGAAUACCCGUAUAAUAUAUGUGCGCUUCUUCCACCUCCGUGGCCAAGGCUUUGUGAUCCUGGAGCAAUGCAAUCGAAUGGUCUCAUUCAACUCAUUCAAUGUACAUUUGUAUUUCCUCACGAAAUCAAUUUGUUCAUUAUAC